Suillus discolor is the source of this 1452-nucleotide messenger RNA. RefSeq lists its product as uncharacterized. Bases 1 to 1452 code for a protein of 483 amino acids. Lineage: Eukaryota; Fungi; Basidiomycota; Agaricomycetes; Boletales; Suillaceae. The record is from RefSeq and is a predicted model, not a curated record. The transcript is spliced from 10 exons.
AUGCCUCAACCUGCAAUGCGCCCAGGGAAUGUUAACAAGCAUCCUGGACAGAUAGUUCUUGAAGCGAGUCGCGUAGCACGCCCAAAGGAUGUAAUUGCAGCUGAAAAGAGAAAGGCGUCAGCAGAGAAAUUAGCCAAGGCAACCGCCUUGGAAAAUGCUCAAAAGAAGGUCGCUGCAACAGAAGAUGCUAUGGCUGUCGAGCAGAUGGCUCAACGUGCUGGCCCAGGACACCUUGUCAGACCAAAGCCUAAGCCACGCCCAGUGACCAAGGCAGCGCCAACUGCAAACCCCAACAAGAUGUCUGUUGAGGCAAAAACGGUGUCCCAAAGCACUGAUGCCCUGAAGAAGAAAUAUCCAGGCUUGAAACUCACCUUCAAGGAUGGCAGUAACAGUGGGAAAAAUAGAAGGUUGCUGGAAUCUGAAUCAUCCAUAUUGACAGAGGAGGUGGAAGUAGGGAAGUGGGCUAGAAGUGUGGCAUCGAAGUCCCAACAGAAGCCAUCUGCACCACCAAGCGCACGUGCCAGUGUGAUUGCAAGCAGGGAUGCGGACGUAUCUGAAGAUGAAAACCUACCUGAAGAUCAUGACGAGAGCGUAACUGUGAGUCGGGGUGGUCAGGGUGUCAUGCAUAUUAUUGAGACUGUUGAUGAUGCCACGAUGGGACGAAAGUGUACCUUGUCCACGACCUCGUUGGAUGACCUCGAACCCGAAGAGCGGCGUAAAAUGGAAGAAGACCAAGAUGCCGACAAACAUAUUCCGGAUGAGGAUGAGGAUGUUGACAUGACAGAUCAGCAGGGUGAUAUGGAGAUGUCAGUUAGCGUCAUGGAUACCAUGAUGGACGGUCCAAAAUCCAAGUACAUCAAAACCAAAAAUGGACGUGCGCAACGUACUAUACUCAAUCUGAAGAAAGAAAAGCCGAAGAAUUCUCACUUACCCAGCGCUGCUCAUAAUCUAAGCUUUUGUUCCAUAUUUAUUCCAAUGGUCAUACACUGGGUCAGCAAUAACAACUAUCCAUGGACCAUCCCCGAUGAGAAACUCUCAGACGUUCUCGAGGAUAUCUUCAUGGUGGUAUGCCAAAGGAUCUCUGAGUGGAGAGGUAACUUUGGCUCCACUGCUAUCACCAUUCUCAUGGCAUUUUUCGCCUCCACGGACGAAUACAAGACCAAGGAGGCACGCAAAGAAUAUGCUGAAUAUCAACUUGAAGAUUCACGCUUUAUAAUUGACUCGCUCGACUUCGGGUUACCUGGAUAUCCAACGGCCCUUGCACUGACCACUGCAGCCGCCGAGCGUGCACUUAUUUUAGCUCGCGACGACCUGAUUGUGGAAGAUGCUUCGGACCACAGGAAACACAAGAUCGCCCUAACUCUCAAUCACUCCACAAACAAAAUGAGUAACACAGGCACUGCUUUUUCUGCGGGUAAUUGGGAGACUGACACACUCGUGUACAUGGAAUGA